Messenger RNA from Cyclocybe aegerita, 3099 nucleotides. The record is from the annotation of a GenBank genome assembly. Lineage: Eukaryota; Fungi; Basidiomycota; Agaricomycetes; Agaricales; Hemipholiotaceae.
AUGCUUCAACAACCAGUCGGAUACGUGCAACUUAGGGACAAUGUCCUCGUACCAGAAAUCUCCCCACCUUUGACGGUUUUUAUCCAGCGCUGGCUCCAACUCCUCCUCAGCCAGCGUCGCUGGAGACCCACGAUCAUCAGAUGGAUCCCUCGACGACCAUCGCGCUACUCUGCGCUGUUGCGAACGGUCAGGACGGCUCCGUCGAGCCUCCAGCUUGCUUGUUUCCGUUUUUCCUGCUUUCUUCAUAUCCACAUAUCCCCCUUUCCUUUCUUUCUAUUUCGGUUUCUCUCGCAAAAACUGGGCUUCUGCCGACCAGCUGGGGAAGGGAAUUCAUACUUUCACCGUUUCCACCGCUUUCUAUCCUUUACUCGACAUUUAAUUGAACCGCUGGAUCGAUUCCCCACUCCUCCGCGUACAGCUGUUGAACACCGUCGUCGCAAGAACGGUACUCUCUCUGCCCGUGGCAAGCGCGGCAGCCAAGAAGGCGAAGAUCAUCAGUCUCUAAAUUCAACAAUCGAAGGCUCCGCCAUGCCUGUUUCUCGACGGUGGAAGGGCAAAGCACGGGCGCUGGACACAAGAGAUGAGGGUUCUGGAGGUACAGAGGGAAUCGUUCUGCCGCUCGACCUGGUUGGAAGCGGGGUCUACGAUGUCGCUUACACCCUGCCCAUGAGAUUCGGGGCAAACAACCAGCAAUUCUCGCUGCAGGUGGACACUGGCUCGUCCGAUCUUUGGGUUGCCUCGACAUCAUGUUCUACUUCAAGUUGUGGAUUGACGAAAGGGCGCUUGUACGAUCCAUCUGGCGCUACACCAACUGGUGUGGACUUUACGAUCCCGUAUCUCUCUGGACUCGCUGCUGGACCCGUCGUGUGGGAUAGAGUGUCUGUUGGGGGUUAUACUAUUAAUACUCAGGCACUUUCCGCUGCCAACGACGUCCGGGAUGAACCCCUCGCUCCUAACUUCAGCGGCAUUCUCGGUCUGGCCCUCCCUCUGAACUCCAUAAUAGCAUCGAGCAUCCCUCCAGUGACAAACAACAACCCCGACGGCGCCGCAUGGGCGUCUAACCUCUUCUCCAUCACGCCAACCGACCAAGCUCCUGCUUCUCGUUUCCUCUCCCUUGCCCUAUCCCGCCCAGGUUCAGACCAAGUACCAUCAGUCCUUGGAAUCGGCCGACAUCCUGCUGCUCUCGUACCUGAUCCCAGCAAGGUAGAAUACUCGACUCUUGUCAGCGACCGGCCAGGCAUUCUGUUUUGGAAAGUCAGCGUCAGGGCCAUUACGGUAUAUGUGAACGGUGAAGCCAGGAGCGUCACCAUCGGUCGAUCAGCGACUGGUGCAGUCUUUCCGAGUGCAGUCUUGGAUUCUGGUGUGCCCCUGAUCUUAACAACAUCAACGAUUGCGAACGCAAUUUACGGUGCCAUUGGAGUCAGUCCUGCAAGUGAUGGACAGUACUAUGUUCCAUGUACGACACCCCUCAACAUGACCGUAACGAUCGACAACCGGCCUGAAAUACCUCUACACCCCCUUGACCUCACUGCCGAACCUCCGCAGGGUAACAGGGCCCAAUUCUGCAUAGGCCUCAUCCAGGCAGCAGAUGCCCAACUGACGCGUCCCGAUUCUUCUAUUGGAGACAUGAUUCUGGGCGUGCCCUUCAUGCGCAAUGUUUACACCGUCAUGGCAUACACCGUGCCCAAUGCCGACGGGUCUUUCACACCCAUCGGCUCCAACAGCACGGACGGCGGUCUGGUGCAGAUGAUCCGCCCACGGCUUGGUUUGUUAUCGUUGACGGAGCCUACCCGUGCCUUGAGCGAGUUCAACACCGUCCGCGUGCUCAACCAACCUAUAUCUUCUGGCGUGCCUACCACUUCCACCGGAAGUGGAAACAACACGAAGACGGUCACCGUUGGCGGCAAGCACCUAUCAAUCGGGAUCAUUGUCCUCAUCGGUCUCCUGUCGUUCUUUGCUCUUUGCUGUAUCCUCUUCGCGAUCCGUUGGUUCCUCAUGCGCCGGAAAUUCCGACAGGCCGCUCAGCGGGGCCCGCCAGAGGCUGAUGAGUAUGGAACGAUAGACAGGAAGUCAGCGUACCUCCUAGCACGACGGAGCUCGGGCAUGGGUUCGGGCAGCCCGCUGAGCGGGUUGACAGAGGAUGAGCUGAGGCAGAUCAGGUAUAACAACUACCUGAGGAAGGAGAGGAUUCUGUCGGAUGCGACGAUGAGCAGCGAUAAUACGCGUGUCGGCUACGCGAAUGGCAAGGACGGGUAUGAUCAGGACGGUUAUCUCAAGGAAGACGGUCACUCGGAUGAGGAAUUCGGGUUCCGCAAUUCGAAGCGAAUAUCUGCUCCCAAGGACGGCGAUGAGGAGGUCUGGGACCCGAGGACUGGGUUGGUUUGGGGCGAUGAUUCGCUCGUUGGGACUGGACCGAAAGCCAUUCCCGUCGCUGCAGUGGAUGGAGCUGCGAUACCUCUCGUGACAGAUCAAGACCGACAUUCACCACCCUCAUCUCCAGAAGCCGCCUUCUUCCCUCAUUCCCGCCAAUACAAUGAUGGAGAACGUCCCGGCGGUCCGCACAAGGCAAUGCAGAGCAUAGAUGUCCCUCUCCUAACAGCGCACAAACGCGUCCAGUCUGACGACGAAGAGACAGAACAGGAAAUUAGCCUACCGUCAACACAUGUGUCGCACAGCGCGCGCCACUUCUCCGAGACACCAACGCCCACGCAGCCUGGGUUACCUCCCCACCCAACCUCCCCAUCCGCCAACACCGUUCAAGAGGACGAUGAACUGGGUGAGCUGGGCGUUAUGAACGGCAUCAGUAUGGCGGGUGUCGGUACGGCCUUGCGAACGAGCAAGAUCAUCAGCGCUGCCUUCCGCGAGAGCAAUCGCAUAGACUCCCCAGUAUUCGAUCUUGACCGCGACAGUCUGAUGAGCAUGAGCAGCUCUGGUACGGCAAUAGGUAUUGGUGUCGGCCAGGGUGUCUCGAGUAGGGAUAGGGAAAGCUUCAGUCCUGCUGGUGCGUGGCGUCAACGUGGGAGGACGUCGAGUGGGGGUGGUACGCCGCAGGAUCCGAACCAGAAUGCGCAGCCGCCAUUGCCUUCUAUGACCUCAUGA